Messenger RNA from Striga hermonthica, 912 nucleotides. The record is from the annotation of a GenBank genome assembly. NCBI's taxonomy places the organism in Eukaryota, Viridiplantae, Streptophyta, Magnoliopsida, Lamiales, Orobanchaceae.
AUGCCUACAGCUCAAACUUCACCAGCUUUCGAGCAGAUGCUAAGAGUUGAUGAGGCAUGCUGGUCGCCAACCACAUCUCCUACGUCAGGAAUGAAUCACACUCAUCAAGAAGAAAGUUCGAGUCCCUCACAAAACAGAAAAUCGGUUCUUGCAAAAGUAAAAGAGAGAGCUAAGAAGUUGAAGCACUCUCUCAGUGGCCGAAAGAACAUCAAUGAAAACGAUUUGAAUGACGAAAGUACGACCCCACAUUCGGGACUCGCCUUAGACGAUCAUAAUGAUGAUGACCCGACUGAUGAUCCUGAAUAUCUCGGAGCUCCAAUGUAUGAGUCAGAAGCCGCACCCGAAGGCUUAAAAGAGAAUGCGAGACAACACCCACGGGCAGUGCCCGUGGUUUCCGAGAGCCAUCGAACCCCAAUAAGGACCAAACCAUCUGAAACAUCACUUAAAGAAAAAGAAAAUGAGACGAACGUGACUGAAGCGGUUCCCCAAAAAUCCGCACAACCUCACAAUAUCAUCACUUCCAAGAUUUCGGGACUUGUCGUCUCACGAGAGACUCCAAACCGUGAGACGGUAAGGAUAAGUAACCGGGACAAGUCGGGAAAGCUCAGCCCGGUGAAAGAGUACUCAAUGAACAAGGUGGAGCCCAUGGAGGACGAGCGGGCCCUUUCGCAGGCUUUAGCUGAGGCCAUUAGACCAAAGAAAAUAAACAAUAACACAAGCGUGGUGGGUAAAGUGAAAGAGGCUGUUAACUCAUUUUUCUGGAAUGAAGAGACGUCCAACUCGGUGGCAAGGCCCGUGGGCCCAAAACUUUACAACUGUGAUGCCAGCGCAGCUCCUCGUUACCAGUUUUCCUCUAAUGCUCAUGCAGUUGCUGAAGAAGAAAACCAUGGAAAAAUACUCCAAACGAACUGA